Molecule: messenger RNA, 870 nt
Organism: Alnus glutinosa
Lineage: Eukaryota; Viridiplantae; Streptophyta; Magnoliopsida; Fagales; Betulaceae
Exons: 1
Coding region: 1-870 (289 amino acids)
Source: RefSeq, a predicted model, not a curated record
AUGGAGGACGAUCUUGCGGACAUGUGGAGAAAUUUUUCCCUUAUGGAGGAGGAGAAUGUGGGGGUAUCGGUGGGUAGCGAUGAAUUGGAACCCCUGGUGUCUAGGGGAGAAGCAUGCGUUGUGGUGAAAAUCCAGUCGGACAGGGUGAUUCCUAAAGACUUUUUUAAGACUCCUCUGCUUCGUGCAUGGAGACCAUCAGGUGCUGUUUCGUUCAGAGUUCUGGGGGAGAAUCUUUUCCUUGCUGAUUUUGAAAAUGUAUGGGAUAAGACCAGGAUAUUGGAGGGGCGUCCAUGGUUGCUUGAUGGGAAUCUCAUCUCGGUGGUAGAUUUCGAUGGCACAACCCCUCCAACUCAGAUAACUUUUGAUAAGGAGGCUUUCUGGAUUCGUAUGUACAAUCUCCCGUUGGCUUGCAUGGGGAAGGAAGUUGGCCAAAAGAUUGGUGCAUCUGUGGGUACGGUAGAUGAUAUCGAUAUUCUGGAUGAUGAAGUGGGGUGGGGGGAAUAUCUACGAGUCCGCAUAGUCCUGGAUAUUACAAAGCCCUUGGCUCGGGGAAGGAUGCUCCAUCUGGAAGAUAAAUCUAUAUGGAUUCCUUUCAAAUAUGAGAAGAUUCCCAAGUUCUGCUAUAGUUGCGGGGUGAUCAAGCAUUGCAAAACUGGAUGCAGGAACUUGGGAAAUAGGAGAAGUGGAGGAGAGGCUCCUUUUGGUUCCUGGCUCAAGGUAUCCUUGCCUGGACGCCGCAUGGGAGGAGCUGAGAGAUAUGGGAGACCAAAAGAACCCAGAGAAAGGGAGUGGAGACCAACAAAUGAGGGUUCCAGUUCCAUGGGUGACAGUAAUUCAGCUCUGAAAGGUGACGGGGUGCUAAAGGUUUAG